This is a messenger RNA of Anarrhichthys ocellatus (wolf-eel), 7267 nucleotides long. Its product is annotated as unconventional myosin-VIIb-like. Bases 114 to 6587 code for a protein of 2157 amino acids. Gene Ontology annotation, molecular function: protein binding; ATP binding; cytoskeletal motor activity. The record is from RefSeq and is a predicted model, not a curated record. Lineage: Eukaryota; Metazoa; Chordata; Actinopteri; Perciformes; Anarhichadidae. Gene Ontology annotation, cellular component: cytoskeleton; myosin complex. The transcript is spliced from 50 exons.
AUUCAAGAGCUCGUCGGGACAAGCAGCAGCUCUACAGCCGGCUCAAAGAGUGGGAAUUAAUGAAGAUCACUGAUAAAAGGACUGAUAGGGAGUAGGAGAGCUGAAAAUUGGUGAUGCUGAGAAAGGGGGAUUGGGUCUGGGUGGACUCUGACAUCGGGGUACCCAUUGGAGCGAAGGUCAAAGUAACCCCAUCUGGUCAACGGUUACUGGUGGACGAUGAGGGAAAGGAGCAGAGUCUUUCCCAGGAGCAGGAGGCCUCUGUCAGGAUCAUGCACCCUACGUCAGUGGAGGGUGUGGAUGACAUGAUCAAACUUGGAGACAUGACCGAGGCCGGUCUCCUCAGGAACCUCCUUCUCCGACACAAACGAGACAUCAUCUAUACCUACACAGGCUCUGUGCUGGUGGCAGUAAAUCCAUAUCAGGAUUUCCCUUUGUAUUCAGGUGACCAGGUGCAGUUGUACCAUGGUCGAAAGCUGGGGGAACUCCCCCCGCACAUCUUCGCCAUCGCUGAAUCCUGCUACUCUAACAUGAUGCGUCAUCUCAGGAACCAGUGCUGCAUAAUCAGUGGGGAAUCAGGAGCAGGGAAGACAGAGAGCACUAAGCUGAUCCUGCAGUACUUGGCAGCAGUCAGUGGUGAGCUCUCUGAGAAGCAGAUUGAACAGCAGAUCCUGGAGUCUAACCCAAUACUAGAAGCGUUUGGAAAUGCAAAAACAAUCCGCAACGACAACUCCAGUCGCUUUGGGAAAUAUUUGGAGAUCUUCUUCAAUAAGAACGGAGUGAUUGAGGGUGCUCGUGUGGAACAGUAUCUUCUGGAGAAAUCUCGUGUCUGCCAUCAGGCCCUGGAGGAGAGAAACUACCACAUGUUUUACUGCAUGCUGGCAGGAGUCACGGCAGAGGAGAAGAAAACCUUGAGCCUUGGAGAUGCUAAGGAGUACAAAUUUCUCUCUAAGGGCAGCAGUAUCGUGUGUGGAGGCAGGGAUGAUGCUAAGGACUACAAAAUAAUUCAUUCCGCGAUGAAAAUCCUGACCUUCUCAGAGAGCCAGUGUCAGGAAAUCCUCAAGCUGCUGGCAGCCAUAUUACACCUGGGAAACAUCUGCUUCCAGGCAAACACGCAAAAUAACUUGGAAACCAGUGACGUCAGCAAGUCAGAACACUUCAGCAUCGCAGCAUCAAUACUGGAGGUCCACAAGUCUUCCCUGGCGACGAGUUUGACCCAUCGUUCCUUUAUGACCAACAGAGAGAGGGUGACCAAACCCCUCAGCGCCGAUCAGGCCUCUGACUGUAGAGACGCCUUUGUCAAGGCAAUCUACAAUAAGUUGUUCAUAUGGAUCGUUGGGAAAAUCAACGGUGUCAUCUAUAAGAAGUUGACCAGCAGCCCCAAAUCCUCCUUCCUGUCCAUCGGCCUGCUCGACAUCUUUGGCUUUGAGAACUUCAACACAAACAGCUUUGAGCAGCUGUGCAUUAACUUUGCCAAUGAAAAGCUGCAGCAGUUCUUCGUGGGCCACAUCUUCAAGCUGGAGCAGAAGGAGUACCGGAAAGAGGACAUUGUGUGGAAUAACAUCAAAUUUAGUGACAAUCAAAGCAUCCUGGACGUUCUGGCUGUAAAACCCUGUAACCUGCUGGCUCUCAUAGAUGAAGAAAGCCAAUUUCCAAAGGGCUCAGACUUCACUUUGCUGAACAAGAUGAACCAGCAACACAGAGGGAACAAAACCUACAUCGCCUCCAGAAGUGAACACGACACAGACUUUGGGAUUCGCCACUUUGCAGGCGUAGUUUACUACGACUCCGAAGGGUUCCUGGAGAAGAACAGAGAUGCUGUCAGUUUUGACAUAAUCAAGAUGAUUGAAAUGACCACCAACAAGCUGCUUCGUCAGGUUUUUGAGACUGAGCUUUCAACCAAUGGUGUGAAGAUUAGUAACAACAAAAAGAUCAUCAUGACACCUAAGACCUCCCUACGGGUUCAGACUGACAACCGUAAACAGGCGGCGACGCUGAGCGGUCAGUUCCGUCAGUCUCUGGACUCCCUCAUGAAGGCUCUGUCCGCCUGCCAGCCGUUCUUCAUCCGCUGCUUCAAGCCCAACAAUGAAAAGCAGUCUAAGGCGUUUGACAGAGAGCUGUGUAUGCGUCAGCUGAGAUACUCCGGCAUGAUGGACACCAUUCGCAUCCGGAAGCUGGGAUACCCAAUUCGCCACACCUUUGAGGAUUUCCUGAAGCGCUACAGGGUGCUCCUGCAGACGACUGUCUGUGACCCCAGAACUGAGACAUCCGCUGCCUGUUGUGAAGCCAUCUGCCAGACAGUGUUUGAAGGAGCCGACGAGUGGAAAAUAGGCAGGACCAAGAUCUUCCUGAGGGAUGCUCAUGACUCCGUCCUGGAACGAGUGAGGGAACGCAAGCUCAGCAAGAUAGUUCUGGUGAUCCAGAGGGUCAUGCUGGGACACAAAGACAGAAAGUCUUUCCUGAAGAAGCGUCGGGCAGCUGUGGUGUUGCAGAAUCACUGGAGAGCUUACAGACACAAGCAAAUGAGAAGAAAGCUCUGGCACGGCUUUGAGCGGCUGGCAUCAAAGAUCCGCAGCCGUAAGCUGUGGUUACAGUACCAAAGACAGCGAGCAGCAGCACUCACCAUACAAAGCCAGGUUCGAGGCUACCAGGUGAGGAAGGACUGGAAGCAGAAGAGAGAGGCAGUCAUACUGCUGCAAGCUCAUAGAAGAGGACUCCUGGCCAGGAGAACAGCUCAAAAGAUGAGAGAUGACGCCUCUCUUUUGCGCCUGGCGAAAGAGAACGAAGAGAAGAUUGCUUUGGAGCUUCAGCAGCGACUGAAAGUUAUCGCUCAAUCCCAACUAGCUGAAGAGGAGCCUGAGCCAAUCGAUGAAGAGGAGCCGGAGCCAAUCGAUGAACAGGAUUCAGAGGAGCACACGUAUGAUCUCCAGCCCACGCCUCCUGUGGAAGUGGUAAAACAGGAAGCACACCGUUCAGAUGAAUUUGAGAAGAAGAGGAACAUGCCAGAGCCGGUGGAGGAAACCUCAGUUGAGACAUCAGAGCUGGAAAUCAUCGCUCCAGCCUCAUGCUCACCAACCCCUACCCCGUCGCUGGAAGAGGACGAGGACGAGUUUGAUGACGCCAGUGAUGAGUUUUCUUUCUUAAAGUUCAGCAUCCUUCACUUCGAGAGCAACACCGGCCACACGCACUUCAACCAGAGACUCAAGCAGCCGCUUCUGCCCCACGAUGACGAGGGCGAUGCACUGGCGUGUCUGACUGUAUGGUGGAUUAUAUUGCGUUUCAUGGAGGACUUGCCAGAACCAAAAUCUGUGGACGCAAUGUCUCAAGCAUCCAGCAUCAUCUCCCGUCAUAUGCCUCAUAGGCAAGGCAGGAGGCUGAGCAGCCUGGUGGGACUGGACCAGAAAAUACUGAGGAAGAACAAGAAAAAGCUCGGAGGUGGAAACAGAAAAGCUUCCGUCAUUCUGGAGGAGCCAGAGAACAUUACGGAGGACGACAACAUUUUGAUCGGAGAGGGCCCGACACUGGAUCGGCCACUUUCAUCUUUGGAAAAACUACACAUUAUCAUCGGAUACGCUCUAUCGAGACCAGACAUAAGGGAUGAGAUUUACUGCCAGAUCUGUAAGCAGCUGGUGAACAAUAAGAACAGGAAGAGCCGUACGCAAGGUUGGAUCCUUCUUUCCAUCUGUCUUGGGAUCUUCCCCCCAACAGACCUCUUCGAAAAGUAUUUGGAGACUUUUGUCCGCAGAGGUCCAAGUGGUUACAGACAAUACUGUAGUGAGCGGCUGCGCCGUAUAAUAGCCAACGGAGGAAGGAAAGAGUUGCCCUGUUGGAUAGAGGAACAGGCUGCCAAGUCCAAGGAGCCCAUAGAUGUGUCUGUGACCAUACUGGACGACCGCACUGUCAGUCUACAAGUGGACUCGGCUUCCACCUCUGCUGAAGUCUGUCAAGCUGUGGCUGACAAGAUUGAUCUUCGAGACACAUACGGAUUCUCCCUGUAUAUCAGUCUCUAUGACAAGAUGUGGUCUCUGGGCAGCUGUGGGAAGCACGUAUUCGAUGCAGUGUCUCAGUGCGAGCAGGAGAUGAGGAGGCAGGGCAGGGAGGAGAAGGACACCCCCUGGACACUUUCCAUCCGCAAGGAACUGUUCACACCCUGGCACGACUGCUCAGUAGACCCGAUCAGCACAGAUCUAAUCUACAGACAGGUUAUCAAGGGAAUCAAGAUGGGAGAGUACACCAGUGAUAAGGAGGAUGAAUACGUCCAGCUGGCAGCAAAGCACUAUUACAUCCAGUUUGGGUCUACAUACAACAAAGACAACGUCCAGAAGGUGGUGAAGGAGUGCAUCACCACAACACUUAUUGAGAACAAAUCUAUGACAAAGUGGGUCCAACUCAUCAGCGCAGAACACUUAAAGGGUCCUUAUGUCAACGGGAAGCCGAAAACAGACAGCGUAAAAGGAGAACUGGUCAACAACGCCCAACACGCAUGGCCCCUGCACUUCUCCAAAUUUUAUGAAGCUACAUUGAUAUCAGGACCUCCUUUGUCCAAAAGCAGAUUUUUUGUGGCUCUAAACUGGAGUGGCAUCUGCUUCAUGGAUGGCAGAGACAAGAGCCUCCUUGAGAUUCCUUACCUAGAAGUAAAGGAAGUACGCGUGAUCAGUGACAGUCAUUUCAGUAACACCCAGUCACUGAGUUUGACCACAGUCAAAGGAGAGUAUGUCCUGAAAUCAUGGGACGCUGCGGACAUGGCCGCUCUUAUUGAGAAAAACCUGGACGGGCUGAGACAACGCUCAGUGUAUGCACUGGCUCAACAGGAUGCCAGUAAACCAGAUGACCCCAUGUUUGUGGUUUGUAAACGAGGCGACCUUCUGCUAGUAGAGAAAGAUGAAGAAUGUUCUCCUGAUAAGAACUUGAUGGAAGUUACCAACCAGCGGACUGGUGCCAGUGGUGUGGUCCACAGGGAUACAGUGCACUUCCUGCCGACUCUCGAGAAGCCCACUGACUUUAUGCUGGAGCUGCUCAGUCCAGGCCAAAGGAAACCAUCAACAACACAAAACACCACACAGAGAAAGGAAUCAGUGGCUCCUACCUCUUUAAAAGAGUUUGCAUUUGAGAACUUCAGGCCUGCAGGUAAUGCCGGUCGACAAGGUGCGUCUAAAGGGGUCAUCAGGGAGAAGCUGUGGGCUAGCUCCAGAGAACCUCUCAAACAGCCUCUCAUGAGAAGUCUGGCCCGCAACUCUGAUCUCAGCAACCUGGCCUGCAGCACCUUCACUGCUAUCCUGAAGUACAUGGGCGACUACCCCAUCAAACAUGCUCGCAGUCCUUUAGAGCUGACUGACCAGAUCUUUGGUCCUGCCACGCAGUAUGAAGCUCUGCAGGACGAGGUCUACUGCCAGAUUAUGAGACAGAUGACCAGCAACAGCAGCAGGUUGAGUAUGGAGCGUGGGUGGCAGCUCAUGUGGCUGUGUUUGGGCUUGUUCCCGCCCAGUCAGAAUUUGACGAGACACACAAAGCACUUCCUGGAGUCACGUCCCAGAGACCAGCUGGCUCCUGGCUGCCUGCAGAGGCUGAACGGGAUGUGCAGUAAGGAGCCCAGGAAGCUUCCUCCCCAUCCGGUAGAAGUGGACGCCAUCCAACAGAACAGCACCCAGAUCUUCCAUAGAGUCCACUUCCCAACUGACACAAGUGAUAUAUUUGAGGUGAAAUCGACGACCACAAUCAAAGACCUGUGCUACAGUAUCGCCUCUCAGCUCAAACUGAGCUCAGCUGAAGGAUACGGCCUGUACCUGAAAACGACAAGCAAGCUCGUAACCUUGGAGGAGCAGAAAUACUUUUUUGACAGUUUAAGGCAGACUUCAGAGCCUGUUAAGAAAGGAAAAAAAGUGAAAGAAGGCAACCAGGCCAAUAUGCCCUACCGGGUGAUCUUCAAGAGGAAGCUCUGGUUCAAUGUGAGCCCGGGGAAAGACCUGGUUGCAGACCUCACUUUCCAUUUCCCACAGGAGCUGCCUAGGUACCUGCAUGGAUACCACAAUUGCACCAAAGAGGACAUGACCGACCUGGGUGGGCUGCUCUUCAGAGUCGAAGUAGAUUCAGACAGGUCGCAGUUUGUCAUGAUCCCCAGAAUGCUGAGGAAGCUUGUUCCUGCUGACCAGUUAAAGAUGAUGUCCCCUGAAGAAUGGAAGAAGCACAUCAUCGCUGCCUAUAACAAGCAGAGUGGCAUCACGGUGCAGGAGGCCAAAAUCGCCUUCCUGAUAGGCAUCUCGAGUUGGCCGACCUUCGGCUGUUCCUUCUUUGAAGUUAAACAAACUUGUGAAUCUAGCUACCCGAAUGCAGUUUGGAUCUCCAUCAGCAAGCAAGGAGUUUGCAUAAUAGACCCAAAUACAAAGGAGCUGCUUGUCAUGCACCCAUUCAGCCGCAUCACAGAUUACCAAAGUGAAGGCAACUACUUCGAGAUGACCAUCGGCACCCUGGGCAACAUCUUUGUCUGUGAAACCUCAAAGGCCAACACAAUGGUGGACCUCCUUAUAUCGUACAUCACCAUGUACGAGAGGCAGAGGCAGAACUUUCGACCAAGGAACCAAAUGUUUUCCUGAGACUUCAAGAGCAAAAGCAGAGACUGAGAUGCUGCGAUUUGCAUCUUUCAGUGAUGACAAAUGACAAUGACAAAAUUAUAUAGAUUUGCUUCUACUAAACAAGAUAGUGAUGUUCAAAUUUGUCUUAUUGUAAUUUAUUUGUCUUGACCGCAAUUCCUAACGUGUCAUUGUGAGAACUGUUAAGAGUCUAGAACAUGAAUUGAGAUUCAUGUAAAAUUAGUGAUAUAAACCUUUAACAUGUCCAACAUUGAGUCAUUUAGAUUAAAAUAGAGAUUUCUUAAUUUAUUAUUGUUAGCAUAUUUCACUGAGAAAGUUAGCCUACAAUGCUAAAAGAUACAUUGCAAUUCAUACCAUCAAACAUGAUUAUAUUAUCUAGGAUCUAGUUGAUGCAUAUUGUGUUUAUCAUAUGGUACUAAAUAGAAUUUCAAAACACUGUACAUAUGUUCAUACAUUUACAUAUGGACACAUAUGCUUUUACAUUUAAUUACCUCGUUAAUUGAUAUCCAUUGAAAUUAUAUGAGAGGAAAAGGGCUAUUCUAAAACUGUAGACAGCAUCCAUAAAUGUUGAGAAAAGCUUGUCUUUGAAAUCCAGAACGGCUGACUUUAGUACACAAUGUUCAAAAUGACAAGUUUAUUAUCUGAUGCAUGCAAAAUACAGUUGAAACUAUUUCAACAGAAAA